This is a messenger RNA of Hevea brasiliensis (rubber tree), 2022 nucleotides long. RefSeq names its product galactoside 2-alpha-L-fucosyltransferase. NCBI's taxonomy places the organism in Eukaryota, Viridiplantae, Streptophyta, Magnoliopsida, Malpighiales, Euphorbiaceae. Gene Ontology annotation, cellular component: membrane; Golgi apparatus. The record is from RefSeq and is a predicted model, not a curated record. Gene Ontology annotation, molecular function: galactoside 2-alpha-L-fucosyltransferase activity. Gene Ontology annotation, biological process: cell wall biogenesis; xyloglucan biosynthetic process. The coding region runs from base 200 to 1897 and encodes 565 amino acids. The transcript has 2 exons.
AAUUGCGAGUGAACUGUGAUACCAACAUGUUUCCAGUUGCAACGUCUCUUAACGUUACCGACACAAUCUAUCUUCUCCACUCUACUUCCUCUUCUCUGCUCGAACCGUCCCUCGCUCUAACACAAAAUCCACCAUUCUCAAGCGACCCUUUUGACCCUGAAGUGACUUUACCCGAUUAACGAAUGAAUAAUUAUCAAAUAUGAAGCGCUUCAAGAGGAAUCCGGGGAACCGCUCGGAUCCUGAUGGGCAGAGUACUGUGGGGGAGACGGAAAGAAAAUGUGGGUUUAACCCGAUGAGAGUUAUGGGUGGUUUGGUGGUCCUUUUGAUGGCUCUUUCAGUUGUGUUUUCAGCAUCUGUAGUUCUUAGAGACCCACCAUCUGAUAGUGCUUUGGAAUCUUCACAACCAAAAGUUAUUGAAAUUGAAGAAGAAAAAGUCCUAGGUUCAGAAGGUUUCUCAAAGCCUGCCGGGGUCCCUCAGCACAAGCUACUAGGUGGUCUCCUUGCUGCUACGGUCAGUGAAGAAACCUGUCUCAGCAGGUAUCAAUCAGUCGCUUAUCGCAAAGAACUACCACAUAAGCCCUCUUCUUACCUCAUUUCUAGGUUGCGAAGUUACGAAAUUCUCCAUAAAAAAUGUGGACCACGUACAGAAUCCUACAACAAAACGCUUGAACAACUGAAGUCUGGACAUCAGCCUGAACUCUCUGAUUGUAGUUACGUGGUAUGGAUCUCCUUUAGUGGACUAGGGAAUAGGAUUCUGACAUUAGCUUCAGCAUUUCUCUAUGCUCUUCUCACAAACCGAGUCCUACUUGUGGAUCCUGGAGUUGACAUGGUCGAUCUCUUUUGCGAACCAUUCCCAGAGGUAUCCUGGUUUCUUCCCUUGGAUUUCCCCCUGAAAGGUCAAUUCAACAGCUUUAAUCAGAGUUCUCCUAGCUGUUAUGGAAGAAUGCUGAAGGAUAGCAUUUCUAAAAAUGUAAAUAGAUUGAAGCCAGCAAGUCAUGUGUAUCUCCAUCUAAUUCAUGAUUAUGAUGACCAAGAUAAGCUUUUCUUCUGCGAUGAAAAUCAAGAUUUUCUUCAGAAAAUACCUUGGUUGAUAAUGAAAACAGAUAACUACUUCGUUCCAUCUCUCUUCUUGAUGCCAUCUUUUGAGCAAGAAUUGAAAAAUCUAUUCCCAAAUAAGGAAACAGUUUUCCACUUCUUGGGCCGAUAUCUAUUUCACCCCACAAAUUCAGUAUGGGGACUUAUUACUAGAUACUAUCACGCUUAUUUAGCUAAAGCAAACGAAAAAGUAGGCAUCCAGAUCAGAAUAUUUGAUUCUGGCGCUGGUCCGUUCCAAUAUGUGUUGGAUCAGAUCCUAGCUUGUGCUGUGAAGGAGAAUCUGCUGCCUGAAAUCAACAGGGAGGAUCUCAUCACCAGUCAAUCUGGAACCAAGUCUAAAGCUGUUCUGGUGACAUCUUUAAAUUCUUGGUACUCUCAGAAGAUGAGAAGCAUGUACUGGGAACAUCCAUCUACGACAGGGGAAUUAGUUGGUAUUUACCAGCCAAGUCAUGAAGAGUAUCAGCAAACAGAAAAGCAGAUUCACAACAGAAAGGCAUGGGCAGAAAUGUAUUUACUGAGCUUAACCGAUGUGCUGGUCACAAGCUCUUGGUCCACCUUUGGCUAUGUGGCUCAAGGUCUUGGAGGGUUGAAGCCAUGGAUACUCUACAAACCUGUGAAUCAAUCAGCCCCUGAUCCACCCUGUGGUCCAGUAAUGUCCAUGGAGCCUUGUUUCCAUGCACCUCCAUUUUAUGACUGCAAGGCUCGGAGAGGGGUCGACACUGGUGCACUGGUACCUCAUGUGCAGCACUGUGAGGACAUGAGCUGGGGUCUCAAACUUGUUAAUGCUAACGAUGGAUUAUAGCCAGUUGGGUAGUGUGCUUGUUGUGAUCAUACUUAUCCAUAUUGUUUUUAAGUUGUACAUCAAAAUCUGCAAUACAUUUUCGUGUAUCUUAAUUUUUUGGUAAUAAUUCCCGUGAUUCUUCAGUA